CACGGAGCUGUUGUAGUGGUCCAGGUGAGAGGUGAGGGAGGGGUUGUGGAGAGGAUCUCGGUUGCUGGGAGUGGGGAACACGGGGCUGUCAGCAGUGUAGGGAGGGGCCGCAGCAUCCUUCUAGGUCCCUGGCUGUGAGCAGACUGGCCCUUCUCCAACUUCACUGUAUUCCAAGGGAGCUGGAGCCGUCCCACUCUGUACCCUACCGGGCCAGCGGCCCCCACUGAGAUUGGCAAGAGUGUGGCAGCCGGACAGAAGGCACUUUGCAAAAAUCAGGCCUGCGUCCACAGGUGUUCAUUGCCUGGGCCAAGACCAGGGGAGGUUUGAAGGCUUCAGAGCACGCCUCUGGCUGGACAGAUGCACAAAGGCCUUUUGUCAGGCCCGGGUGGCUUCCUGACCCCUCCCUCAUGGAGGGCUUGGGUGGAGGGGCUGGGACUGAGGCCCUCCUGCCAGAGUGGGACUGAGGGAGGAGGGGAAGGGCCAUCAGAGUGCCGCCAGGCUAGCUGCCCCUCCCAGCUCUCUGAGCUGUGGGCGGAGGAAGGAAGAACCCCCCUGUGCCAGGUUUGGAUGGGCUCUCGUCUGCCCUAUAAGGCGGUGGUUCCGAGAUGUGGACCCCUGGGCGCAAUGUCUGUCUGGGGAUUCUAGGGGCCUUCCCUUCACCGCCCCAGCUCGUGGGGGGAGGGUCACUCCAGACCUCAGAGGCUGUGUCUGCAGCAUACUGUGAUAAAACCAUGAAUUCAGAGGUGAUUCUCAGAACAGUCUUAGCCAUUCCCAAUUCCACCCCGCCAUUCCCAAUGCCAGUGACUAGAGAUGGACCCUCUUCAUCCUGCUGCAAGCCCCUCCACCACAGCGGGACCUGUGGGGUGAGCCUGUGAGGUCUGCCUCUCCCCAGCAGAUGGGAGAAACCCUGACUAUCUGUUUAACACAGAUUUCCUCCUCUGCCAUUUGGGGACAUUAAGAGACCUUUCUUCCAAUGUGAGGAUUAAGCCAAACAAAGCACUUAGAGCCUUUAACACUUUCCUGGUGAUGACUGCAGUCAGCUCAGGGACAGAGCGAGGGGCACACCAGGCCACUGGCAGCUCUGCCCAGCCUGGGCACUAGCCCAGGGCAUGGCGAGCCGGGAGGGGCGGCCUGGUGGCUCUCUAAUGGCCCUUCCUUCUCCUCCCCUCAGGCUCACACUCUGGUAGGAGGGCCUCCACCCUGGAAGCCCUGUGCCCCUGCCUCCCCAGGGCGGUAGUGGGACCCGGGGUCACACCCAGCAGACUCCACAAGCCCGUCACGGACAUCUGGGGAGGUCACCAGGAUGGCGGGAGCCCGGCACCCAGUGUGUGUGAGCGGGGCAGCUCUGGUGCAGACAGAGAGGCUCCAGCAGAUGUUCGCCUUCUCUGUGUGCUGGUCGGAUGACAGCGACAGCUUCAUACGCAGAAGCUGGGAGGACUUCAGGAGACUCCACAAAACCCUCAAGGAGACCUUCCCAGUGGAGGCGGGCCUGCUGCGGAGAUCUGACCGCGUUCUCCCCAAGCUCCCAGCCGACGCACCCUGGCUGGUGCACCGAGGCCGCACCAGCCGAGGCCUGGCCCGCCUGCAGCUGCUGGAGGCCUACCUGAGGGCGCUGCUGGCGGCAGGGGAGCGUGUGUCCCGCAGCCCGGUGCUCACUGGCUUCCUCGCGCCACAACCUGCGGACUUGGAACCUAUGCUGCCACCUGGCAGCCUGGUGAUCCUGCCCACCCUGCAAGAACCCCCGCCAGGCCCCUCAGGCAGCCCUGCCAUCCACACCCUGGAGGCCCAGAGCCUGCGCUGCCUGCAGCCCUUCAGCACCCAGGACACGCGGGGCCAGCCCUUCCACACUCAGGCCCAGGAGGCCCUGGAUGUGCUGCUACGACACCCCUCAGGCUGGUGGCUGGUGGCGAACGAGGACCAGCAGACGGCGUGGUUUCCUGCUCCCUACUUGGAGGAGGCGGCCCCACACCAGGGACAGGGUGGGGGACAGCCCCUGGGGAUAAGCGGGCCCCAGUUCUGUGCUGUCCGCGCCUAUGAGAGCAGCCGGGCUGAUGAGCUGUCCGUGCCCGCAGGGGCACGCGUGCGUGUGCUGGAAGCCUCUGACCGAGGCUGGUGGCUGUGCAGGUUCCAAGGCCGCACCGGUCUUCUCCCAGCUGCAACACUGCAGCGUGAUGGGCUGGGCACCCUCCUCAGUGGGCCGUGGCUCCACCACGGCUCCCCCAGGUCCCCCCAGGCCGCGAUGCUUCCGCCUCCUGUGCCUACCCGGCCGCCUCUGAGCACCAUUCAAAGCCGCUGCUGCACCAUCACCCGUAAGGCACUGCAGCGGGACCCGGGGCGGCAGGGAGCCCUCUGAGAGAGUGUGGUCCAUCGUGGAGGGCGGUGCUGUGCACCCCAGGGACCACCCCAGGCUCCAGAGCCCAGGGACGACCGCUGGCAGCCGCCUCAGCCUCAGGGCCGUGGGAGGAGCAGUGGAGGUGGGGCUUGCUGGGCUGUGCGCCCCCGGUGUGCCCUGAGUAAAGCUCUCCUGACUGA
Molecule: messenger RNA, 2532 nt
Organism: Cervus elaphus (red deer)
Lineage: Eukaryota; Metazoa; Chordata; Mammalia; Artiodactyla; Cervidae
Gene: NOXO1
Product: NADPH oxidase organizer 1
Exons: 9
Coding region: 1304-2353 (349 amino acids)
Biological process (GO): superoxide anion generation
Molecular function (GO): phosphatidylinositol binding; superoxide-generating NADPH oxidase activator activity; protein binding
Source: RefSeq, a predicted model, not a curated record